AAAUGUGUUUCAUAGUAGAAACAAUGGCAAACUGUCUGUGAUAAAUCUGCUCAGCAUUUAUGAAGACGUUAACGAUAUACACAAUUGUAAUAUAUUAACUACAUCAGCAGGCUAUUGGCAAGUGAAAUCGUCGUUACCAUGCUCCGCUUUUCACUGUACCGCUUGGUAGUGUUAAUGUGUGUUGGAAUUAUCCUCUACACUACCGUACGAUGGUGGCAGAUCAUAUUCGGUCAAGAAUCAACUGUGCAACAAUUUCAGCACACCUGCAACAUGACCGAAAAGUAUCGGCACGAGCUAGAGCGGUUGUUCGAAAGGGUUCACCGGCUACUGGUACAGCAUAAACUAACUCACUUCCUAUGUUACGGUACACUCUGGGGACAGAUACGCAUGGGGAAGAUGCUGCCCUGGCGGGAAAAGGCCGAAUUUUGUGUGCUUAACGACGAGCUGAUGCACCACGAAGAGGCUCGUUUCAUAAGAAAUUUCUACGCAAACGAGCUGCACAUAAGCUACCUGCACUCGGAAGGCAUCUAUAGGAUAUUUGCAACCGAUUCGGUGACAAUGAUUGCACCGCCCUACAUAGAGUUGAUUGUUUUUCAGCUCGAUGUUGCGCAAGGCAUGUACAAGCGGGUCGGCUGGAAGAGGCGACUGUUACCACCGCACUGCGAUUGGACACCGUCGUUGGAUUGCUUUCCGGUUAAUCUCCUCCAGGGCACUCUGCCGAAGCGACCCCUGGGUCGCCUUCUUUACACCGUUCCGAUGGGGGGCAUCGAGCUGCAAAAGUACCACUAUAGAGACAACUGGUGGAAGGACGUCAAAGUGCACAAUUGUAACCUCAACUAGUGCUUGGUUCUCGGCAAUUAAAACCAACUU
Molecule: messenger RNA, 870 nt
Organism: Anopheles coustani
Lineage: Eukaryota; Metazoa; Arthropoda; Insecta; Diptera; Culicidae
Exons: 3
Coding region: 139-840 (233 amino acids)
Source: RefSeq, a predicted model, not a curated record